Ochotona curzoniae (black-lipped pika) is the source of this 4346-nucleotide messenger RNA. It is a transcript of the gene SH2B3, whose product is annotated as SH2B adaptor protein 3. The record is from RefSeq and is a predicted model, not a curated record. Gene Ontology annotation, cellular component: plasma membrane. The transcript is spliced from 8 exons. Gene Ontology annotation, biological process: intracellular signal transduction. The coding region runs from base 400 to 2139 and encodes 579 amino acids. Gene Ontology annotation, molecular function: transmembrane receptor protein tyrosine kinase adaptor activity. NCBI's taxonomy places the organism in Eukaryota, Metazoa, Chordata, Mammalia, Lagomorpha, Ochotonidae.
CUUUACAUAACGGCGCGGGGCGGCAUGGGCCCGGGCCACCGUCUCUCCCGGCAACUCGCCCGGACUGUCGCGGCCCCGCGCUGUCCACGGCGGCGGCGGCAGCAGCAGCAGCCAAGUUGCCCCGGCGGCGUCCCGGGGGCGCCCGGUCUCGUAACUGUCAAGCGCUGGCGGCGGAAAUGAUGAGGCGCUGGCCAUCUUCCGAGCCCUGGUUUCCUGCCUGAGCCCCGCGCGAGCGAGAGGCGAGCGAGGAGCCGGCGCGCGGAGCGGACUCGCCCGAGCCGGGGGCCCGCCCGCCCCUCUCCCUCGGGGCUUCGGGGGGCCGGGGGCGCGCGACGCCAUGGGCCGGCCGGGCCCGCACCCCGUCUCUCUCAGCCUGGCCGCGCCACCUCGGUCUCCGCCAUGAACGGGCCCACCCUUGAGCCUUCCUCGGCCUCCUGCGCGUCCUCGACGCCCACGGCCUCCCUGCCUUCCCUGCCGGCGGCGUCCCCGUGCCCCCGGGGCUGGAGCGACUUCUGCGAGCUGCAUGCGGUGGCCGCGGCCCGCGAGCUGGCCCGCCAGUACUGGCUCUUCGCGCGCGAGCACCCGCAGCACGCCCCUCUGCGCGCCGAGCUCGUGUCGCUGCAGUUCACCGACCUCUUCCAGCGCUACUUCUGCCGCGAGCUGCGCGACGGGGCCCGGGUCGCCGCACCUGCGCGCGACUACCGCGACACGGGCCGCGGUGCCCCGGUCAAGGCCGAGGGGGCGGCGGCCGAGCUCGGCCCGGGCCCCGCCGCCGGCCUGCCCAAGGCCCGCAGCUCCGAGGAGCUGGCCCCGCCGCGGCCGCCCGGACCCUGCUCCCUGCAGCACCUGCGCCGCAGCCUCCGCCACAUCUUCCGGCGCCGCUCGGCCGGUGAGCUGCCCGUGGGCGCCGUGGCCACUGCUGCUGCCACCACGGCCGGGGAAGCCGGCGAGGGCCCGGCCCGGUCCGGCCUGGCCCGCAAGCUCCUGCCCUGGAACCUGUCGCGGGGGCCGCCGCCCGAGGCCCUCAAGGAAGCGACGCUGCGCUACAGCUUGGCCGACGAGGCGUCCAUGGACAGCGGGGCGCGCUGGCAGCGCGGGAGGCUGGCGCUGCGCCGUGCCAGCCCCGACAGCCCCGAGCUCCUGCUAGAACUCUUCGAUCCGCCCAAGAGCUCCAAGCCCAAGCUGCAGGCCGCCUGCUCCAGCAUCCAGGAUGUGCGGCGGUGCACGCGCCUGGAGAUGCCUGAUAACCUCCACACCUUCGUGCUCAAGGUGAAGGAGCGGACUGACAUCAUCUUUGAGGUGGGGGACGAGCAGCAGCUGAACUCCUGGUUGGCUGAGCUCCGGGAGUGCACAGGCCGAGGGCUGGAGCGCAGCGACUCGGAGCCACACAUCCCCUCCCCUCCGGAGCCCAACGCGCCCAGCUCCCCCCAGGCAAGCACAGAUGCCCUUAACCAAGGUGCUUCUCCUGGGGGCCUGCUGGACCCAGCCUGCCAGAAGACAGACCACUUCCUGUCCUGCUAUCCCUGGUUCCACGGCCCCAUCUCCAGAGUGAAGGCUGCCCAGCUGGUGCAGCUACAGGGCCCUGAUGCUCACGGAGUGUUCCUGGUGCGGCAGAGCGAGUCCAGGCGUGGGGAGUAUGUGCUCACGUUCAACUUCCAGGGCAGAGCCAAGCAUCUGCGCCUGUCGCUGACGGAACACGGCCAGUGUCGUGUGCAGCAUCUCCGCUUUCCCUCCGUCGUGGACAUGUUGCACCACUUCCAGCGGUCCCCCAUCCCACUUGAGUGCGGCGCUGCCUGUGACGUCCGGCUCUCCAGUUAUGUGGUGGUCGUCUCCCAGCCCCCAGGCUCCUGCAACACAGUCCUGUUCCCGUUCGCCCUCCCUCACUGGGAUUCAGAGCUAGGCCUUUCCCAUCUGAGCGCCUCCAGCUGGCCCCAGGGGCUCAGCCCCGAAGGGCCCCCAGGCCAAGCGUCACCCCCAGAGCAGAUCUUCCACUUGGUGCCUUCGCCCCAGGAACUGGCCGCCAGCCUGCGGCGCCUGGAGUCAGAGUCUGGGAGUCGAGCCCGGGACUCGGACUAUGAGAUGGAUGCCUCCCCCCGGAGCCACCUGCGGGCUAUAGACAACCAGUACACACCUUUGUGACCCGCGGGCCAGGGCUGCUGCACCCAGCACACGCCGACACGUGGACUGUGAAUGGAACAGGCUUUCCUUCCUGCCAGGGGGCGCGUGGAGGGGCACUGGUGCUGCCGCCUAUGUCCAGGGUAGCUCUAGCAGGCCUGUUAAAGGGCCUCUAGGAAGCUCCCAGCACCUGCCCCCCGGGACCUGCCCAUCGCUCCUGGCAGAAGUGGCCGUGGAGGGCCUCAGUGAGCAGUGGGGGCCUGUUGACACUGUCACAGCCGACAGACUUUCUGCUGUUGGGGAAGCCCAAAACACUAACACGCCCUGGUUCUCUCACUUCCCCCACUGCAGCCCAUGCCUGGUCACAGGUCCUGUCUGGGCAGCCAUGCCUAAUCCUGCUCCUAUUCUCAGCUUCAGGACAAGGUCAAAAAUGAUUUGAAACAUUUUACCUCAGAUUAGUUUUCUAAAAGAUUCAGGUUUCACAGCUCAACCUUUGCUUAUUACUUCAUUGCACUGUCCCAACUUGAAGGCAGCCCUGUGGCUCUGUGGUCAGACACAGCUAUGCAAAACCUGGGCUAGUGCCGGCUUCCUGUCUGCGGCCAAGCUACCAAGCAUGCCACCCUUCCAGGGAACGCUAGGCAAGGAAGAGCGCCCCAUCCCCGGUGCCUUAUAUCUAACCCACUGGGUUCUUGGUCACGGCAGUUUAAAUGGGCAAAAGGAGAGUUGUCCUGGCCCUUUCUCCUAAACCCCUUACCAACCGGGUGGGCUCAGGCCCAUCCCAGUCUCCUGCCUUAUCAAGGACAUUGAAUAUAUUACCGUACUAGGAGUCUCAGGCUCCUGUUUGACUCCAAAUGGAAGCCAGGAAACUGGUGCUGUAAGCAGAGCACCCCUACACCAGGGCUGCACCUCAACUUGCCUUUUGUCAGUGCUGUGAGCUGUGGCUUGCCUGGGCUGUCGGGCCCCAGAGGGCUAGUCGGCAGUGGCUUCCAGAAGGCAGGUGUGUGCCGUUUUGCAGUGUGCUCACAGCAGUGCCGGCUGCCUUCCCUAGGGGGAGGGUUUGCAGUGCCCCUUUUAAUGAACACUCUACUCCACCGGGGUAGCCUCUUCUGGAAUAUUCUAGCGGGUGGGGAGGCUGCCAUCCCUCCUACGGAUCCCCUGGACCAUAAACCAGAGCUAACGUGGAAGGAGAGAGGGGGAGCAGCAUUCCACAUUUGUCUUAACACAAAGUUCCUCUGAGCUCGUGUCAGACCCAGCAUUCCAUCCUUCCAGCCAGAAAGCCGAGUGUCUGGCAAACACUUGCUCCAAACCAGGGCUUUCCACUCUCGGUAGCCCGCCUCUCACACCAGGCACAGCGAGCCUAGCUUCCGCCCGGCCGCAGAGAGCCUUGACAGCCCCGGAAGUCGCUCCCCCUCCCUCUUCCGCUGCCCUCUUAGGAAUGUGCUGUCCAGGUUUCCCAGGGCAGCUCCGGCACAUCCUGACAAAGCCCCCUUUCCUGGCACUGGAACAAAGCGACACUAAGCCAAUGCCUUUCCUUUGCUAGAGCUGCAAGAAAGGGAGGCCCUGGGCCAAACAGCCUUGUGGCUCGGGCGAGCAGCCCGCCGCGUCUCAGGCCUGCCAUACCUCACGCCACUGAAGGUGGCCGGCUGCUGGCGGUGUGACAAGGCUAAGCCAGCUCCGAACCAUCACCUGGACAGAGACCUCGCCCCACCCAUCAGCUCUAGUCACCAACCGCCAGCACUGUGCCCCAGCCCCUCACUCCCUCUGACUAUCGAGUUCUAGCCACCAGCACCGAAGAAUUAAGUCAACUAACCUGCCUUGACUUUUAGACCAGCAAUCCACAUGGCUUUAUCUGGUAUAGAUCUUCUGCCUUUCACCAUUUCUGGACCAUGUAGGAGAAAGGAAUAUCAAUCAUUAAAAUCUUGGGCCAGAGAACACUAUUUUCACUUAAGUUUCUUGGCCUAGAUCAAGGCUUCAGUUCUCCCAAGGGCUGUGAGCCCUCCGUGCUGUCCAUUCCGCAGACACCUCCCCCGACAGCGUCCGGCCCGCUGACCGCGCUGGGCUGGAACGGCGCACAGGGUGCUGCGCGCUCACCAUGCUUCAUCACAGGCAGAAAGGUAUCGGGCAAAUGUUUGUGUGUUGUUUAUGUACUGUACGAGUAACUUAUUCUUAAGUAAUGCAGAUUUUGCUAUGGUGUACACAUUGCUGUAUGUGGAUUAAAAAGUGUUUUCAAA